UUUGCAGAGUCAAACGGAACAAUUGAAGAGCAGUGUCCAGAUUCUUUGUUUGCGUUGGAUGGAAGAUGUUUCUGGAGAAGCAAUGUAUCCGUGUCAUUUUGGGAAGCAGAAAGAGAAUGUCAGAUUAAAGGGGGCCAUCUUGCUUCUGUUCCUGAUAAUGAGACACUGGAAUUCUUUAAAUUCGAAAUAUCAAAAAUCCCUUCAAAGCAGUAUACAUGGAUUGGAAUCCGUUACAUUUCCAAUAACAAAACAUACGUGGACAUGUUUAAUCAGACCCAAAAUUUCACUGAUUGGGAGGUCAACGAACCAUCAGUUAUCGUUCGUCGCUCAGCAAAGUAUGUCAGCUUGAGAAAGCAGGACGGUGGCUGGUAUACGUUUCCUAAUAGAUACCUUUUUUCGGCUGUGUGCUCUAGAAGGACCGCUUGCAGGGGGUCUGAACUCCCACUGAAUGCCUCCACCCAGCUGCUACAUCCUUUCAGUGACACUGUGACGGACCUGGUGUUUGAGUUUGGGUCGGAGGUCAGACUCAGACAUGACCGGCUCCUUAUCACGGUAGUGUGUCUUCACACUGGGUUCUGGAAACCUGGUAAUACCACAGGUUGCUUGUGUCCAUGUGACAGGGUUCCUCUUCUUGAUAACGAGACUUCGGUGGCACAGAAAAUUGUUAAAAUCAAACAAGAACUCCUCUUGAAGAAGGAUGAAUUAUCUACCAUCAAAAGACGUAAAACUUCUGUUUUGGACAUUCGGCCUUCAGCCUUCGCUCUUGGCAGCAUGCUUGGGGUUGGAAUAAUCACAGCAUUGGUCGUUGUCAUUGUAAUCAGCGAUUUGCCGUUGCUAGGCAAUCAAAUUAAACUUUGGCAUCAUAAGAUAAAACCUAGAUGAUUUUUUUUCCGUUUGUUCAUAUGAUAAGGUUUUCCAAUGUAUGGUCUUUUUUUCUUUCAUUUGAGAGAAAGAUUCGUCUGUCAGUGUUUUGGUCCAAUUUAAAUUGCUUAGUCUACCUAUGUUAAUUAUCAGGCACGUAGCAUCGGUAGGGGGUGAAGGGGCGCGCAUGAGGGGGUGGACCAGAAGGCAUGUCCCAUGUUCGUUUUCUCACAAGAAACGUUUUUACCUAAUAUAGAAAUUUGAUUUUGGAAGUUAAUUAAGAUAAGGUGAAGAUUUAGGUACUGCACCCCCUCCCCACCCCACAUCCCGGACGAAAAAGGUUU
Molecule: messenger RNA, 1205 nt
Organism: Magallana angulata
Lineage: Eukaryota; Metazoa; Mollusca; Bivalvia; Ostreida; Ostreidae
Exons: 4
Coding region: 262-882 (206 amino acids)
Source: RefSeq, a predicted model, not a curated record